CCCAAAGGAAGGAAGGAGAAGAGAAGCAGCAGAGCACAACGUCGCAAGAACGCGUCGAGGAGAGAUCACCACCUACGGCCAUGGCGAGGAGGAGGCUUCUCGCGCUCGCGUCCCGGCUCCAUGGGAGGCCUCAGGCGACGCAGCCUUGGCGGCGACCCCCGCCCCGGUUCCUCUCCUCAGCGGCGUCCGGCCCCCUCGACCGCCUGAAGUCGCCGCCUUUCGCGCGGCCGGGUGCCCGGAACCCCGCCGCCUACCCAUGGGAUCGAUUCGGAGGAGGGCAGAAGAGGACCAUGUUCAUCCAGACGCAGUCGACGCCGAACCCGCAGUCACUCAUGUUCUAUCCUGGAAAGCCAGUUAUGGAGGUUGGGAGCUCCGAUUUCCCUAAUGCUCGGACUGCAAUGACAUCCCCUUUGGCUAAGGCGCUGUUUGCUAUUGAUGGAGUAACCAGGAUCUUCUUUGGAUCUGAUUUUGUUACUGUUACAAAAUCAGAAGAAACUUCUUGGGAUUACCUCAAACCUGAGGUUUUUGCUGCUAUAAUGGACUUUUACUCAUCUGGACAACCACUUUUUCUGGACUCAAAUGCUGCAGCUUCUAUGGACACAGCAAUUCAUGAGGAUGAUUCAGAAAUAGUUGCCAUGAUAAAAGAAUUAUUGGAGACUCGCAUUCGACCAGCUGUUCAAGAUGAUGGUGGUGACAUUGAAUACCGAGGAUUUGAUCCAGAAAACGGGAUAGUUAAGCUUAAAAUGCAAGGUGCCUGCAGCGGCUGUCCAAGUUCAUCAGUCACAUUGAAGUCUGGGAUAGAAAACAUGCUUAUGCACUAUGUGCCUGAGGUGAAAGGAGUAGAGCAGGAGUUUGAUGGUGAUGAGGAAGCUGAACUGGCUGGAUAGAUGGAGUGAGAGUUCUUACAGGUUUUUGAGGGUCAACACAGCCUCUUCAAAUGUUAUACCAACUUUCACGUACGAUGUUUCCCGGUAUUUCUACAUCCCAGAAAGGUUAUCCAUAUGUUUCCUUUUGAGAGACCAGGAAUGGCCUUAGCAUUUACAGUGAUUAGCAGCCAGCACCGAUCCUGAUGUAUGCAGGACACAGGCUAUCAUAGAUAGCAGAGGCGUCAGUAGUCUUAACCAACAUCAGUUGCACUAGGAUCCGAAUAAAAUGAUACAGUGAAUGUCUCUUUUAUUUUUGCUGCACUUCUGUAUAUAUCUGAGCAUGUCUAAGCAAUUACGAAGGUAUCAAAUUUAGUAUGACAAAUACUUGGGAAUAAUUUGACGGGGUUGUUUUGCUUAUACCUGAUGAUAGUCCUAUCAUCAAUCAGUUA
Messenger RNA from Sorghum bicolor (sorghum), 1315 nucleotides. Its product is annotated as nifU-like protein 4, mitochondrial. Lineage: Eukaryota; Viridiplantae; Streptophyta; Magnoliopsida; Poales; Poaceae. The record is from RefSeq and is a predicted model, not a curated record. The transcript has 6 exons. Gene Ontology annotation, cellular component: mitochondrion. The coding region runs from base 81 to 887 and encodes 268 amino acids. Gene Ontology annotation, molecular function: iron ion binding; iron-sulfur cluster binding. Gene Ontology annotation, biological process: iron-sulfur cluster assembly.